CAACGAAACUGCGUCACCGGGACUCCAAAAGCCUUUUGUCGUCUUUGGUAACUCGAGGAUUUUGGACGCCAUAACCCGGAAACACUGCAGCCGAUUGUACCUUGUGCGCUUUGGAGGGGAAUGGUGUCGUUGGAAUGGCUCUUCUAGGAUCAAACCUAUCAGGAGAGGUUGGACUGCGGUUGCUUCUUUGUCCUAUUGGUUCUAACAUUGUGAUUCGAACGGCAUGCUGUUCUGUAGGCGUUGCUUUACCUGUGUAUUCUACAUUCAAGGCAAUAGAAAGAAAAGAUCAAAAUGCUCAACAUAGAUGUCUUGUCUACUGGGCAGCUUAUGGAUCCUUCAGCCUCAUUGAAGUUUUCUCAGAUAAGCUUAUUUCAUGGUGCCCUAUGUAUUAUCACCUGAAGUUUGCAUUUCUGGUCUGGCUUCAACUUCCAUCUACUGAUGGAGCAAAACAGAUAUACGUGAACCACCUUCGUCCAUUUUUCUUGAAGCAUCAAGCUAAAACUGAUCAAAUUUUGGGCCUCGCAUACAGUGAAGUGGUCAAACUAGUAAGUUCACACCAAACAGAAAUCCAGUUUGUCAGGAGCAUGGUAGUGAAGAUAACUGGAACUAGAUCAGCCCCAGGCCAUAGGAUAAGGGACGCUGGUGAAUCAGAUAGAUCCCAGCAACGAAGUCCAGCAGAAGAACCAGUUAAUUCAUCGGAUUCUGAGCUUGAUCAGAGUACUGCUGAUCAACCAGAGAGGCACAUCGCAUGAUCAGAGAAGCACAUUACCCAUGAGAGAGAUUAGUCUUUUACGCUAGCCUGCUUGAAUUAAAAUACAAUUUACUGUUGCCAGCCAGCCUCAAGGAUGACGUUGUACAGCUGGCUCCUUUGUUUAAUGAACAAUGGCGAUGCUGUAAGUGUAAGAGUCCAACUGCAAGAUUCAUAAUUAUCUGUUUGCGAAACUCCCGGUGCUUUCUACUAUUUUGUUGAGAUUAUGAUUUAAAUUUUUA
Prosopis cineraria is the source of this 990-nucleotide messenger RNA. RefSeq names its product HVA22-like protein k. The record is from RefSeq and is a predicted model, not a curated record. Bases 135 to 752 code for a protein of 205 amino acids. The transcript is spliced from 8 exons. NCBI's taxonomy places the organism in Eukaryota, Viridiplantae, Streptophyta, Magnoliopsida, Fabales, Fabaceae.